Molecule: messenger RNA, 2278 nt
Organism: Papilio xuthus (Asian swallowtail)
Lineage: Eukaryota; Metazoa; Arthropoda; Insecta; Lepidoptera; Papilionidae
Exons: 3
Coding region: 75-2093 (672 amino acids)
Source: RefSeq, a predicted model, not a curated record
CCGACAACGACUCGACUCGCCGAGGAGUUGCUUACUUUUAAAUAAUUUAUUUGGGUGCAAACCCAACAUAUAAAAUGGCGUAUUGUCUAAGACUGUUAAUACUCUGGGUGGUGUGUGUUGGAGUUUAUUCUAAUGAAGAGAAUAGUGACACCGGAUUUGUGCAAUCAUUGGAUUUUGGACCUAUCUUUAAUUCCGACGAUUCGGGCAUUGUUACCUUGGCUUCGAAUCCCGUAGCCGCGGCAAUAGCAAACGCUGAUAAGAGUCAAUAUCCUAGAUUGUUUGAUUCUCUUGUUAGUAGUUCUAUUGAUUCAUUGCAUAGUCGUCUAGCGCCAAAAGAAAAUGUGUUUUCCGCUUCAAACUUUGGCUUUAAUCCUAUCGCUAGUCAGAGCUUUUACCCCCAGCCGCAAUCAGCGAAACUAACACAGCCGCAAAAAUCAUCCGCCCACCAGAUAGCGCAAGGGCAACUCGCGGGUCCUUUGAGAUACGACAUAAGGACAGUUCAUGAUGCAAAUUACAAAGUCUUUAAUCCCGAAGAAAGAGAAGAAGGGGGAAACAUUUUGGAAGCUUUGAGAAAGGAUCCUUCGGUUGCCGCUUAUUUUCAGCCUGCAGUUACUAACGUCGAAGUAGCGCAUCCAGUAAAUUAUCGCAAGGAAGAGCUAAUAGAUAACCCCGAUGUCGAACCAAACUACAAGGCACAUACUUACAUUGCAGGACCAUCCAGAAUUCGGCGGUACGCUGGAGGAAGAAAAAAAGAAAACGGAAGAAGAAGCAGCAACGAGGAAGAUGAGGACCCUUACAACUAUAAAGCGGAGUACAUUUCCAGACCCAAAGCCUUCGAUGAAAGUCCCUACAGCAGUGCCUACAAAGAAGAAAAAAAUCCGAAAAAGGAUUACGAAUACCCCUACAGUUAUGAUUCCGGUUAUGAUCACAAAGAAUACGAAAGAAUAAAAGAGUUGUCUGAAAAGCAAGCCGCUGAAAUUAAACAAAAUCCCGGGAACUGUAAGGAAGUAAAGAAAGACACCAUGACAUGUAUGUCUUGUAAAGACCCAAAAACUGGUGGAAAUUAUGAAUCGUGUUCGUAUGUUGCCGAACCGAAAAAUAAUAAAUAUGCUUACUCCAAAGAAAGAAAAUUCGACAGCAACGACGAACCUGACGAACCCGAAAAUACUCAAAAAGCAGAGAAUCCAGAAAAAUCUCAAAAACUUGUGGACGGUCAAAAGGACGCAUCGAGCGUAAAAAAUUACGGUGACGAAGGAAAACCAUACGGUAAUUACAAAAAUGACGAUGACAAUUCCGGAAAAUAUAAAUCAUACUAUGUGCACACAUCGGCGCCCAAACCUAGCGAAGCUUUAAGAGCGGCUGAAAAUCAGAAUGAUUCUGAAGAAAAUAAAGAAAAUAAGCCCUACGAUUAUAAGAAAGCCAUUCCUGGAUUUUAUACCGACACCGAACAAAAGAAGGACGUCGAAAAUGUAUUAGCAGAGUUUAAGAAAAAAGAUAGGUCAGCUUGUAAGAAAGUGCAAAAGAAUGGAAUGACCUGCUUCCAAUGUAUUGAUAAAAAUGGUUUAAAGCAUGAGGAAUGCAUGUUUGUGUCUGAGUCAGCGCCGAAACAAAGUCAUUUAGCGUAUCAAGAGGUCAAAGAGUUUACUUCCAAACCCGCUACCCUUGACGAUGGAAACGAAGCGGCAGCAAGUCAAACUGUGACGAGUUCCCCGGCUAAAUCUGCAGCAUACGUCGUCGCCAACAGCGACUACGGCAAAAAAUUGAAGCACAAGAAAGCUUCGCAGGGCACUCUCGCCGCGGCCUCGAGCCCUAUCGCCGCGGUUGUACCCGAUGUCAUAGCUUCGGUUCGAAACCCUGUAAAAUCGCACAAAGUUAAGAGAAACGAAGGUUCUCAAGCAGAAUUAAAUGCUCAAAUUAUUGACGAGACUAAUAUCGCGCCGCCCGAAGAGUUCGCCGGAGCCGAUUCCAAGGGCGCUUUUUGGGCGGAGACCAUGCCGCGUUAUAGCGCAGCGUUAGGCGUCUCUCUUCCGGAAUAUAUGCUGUCGAGGUCAGAACAUGAAGCUCUCUUCGAUGAAUUUGUUGCGGGAGCGUAAAUAGGAAGAAAUCUUUAAAUGUUACCUAAUCGUAAAAUAUUAAUAGAGCAUGUCUAUUGUAAGAAACUGAGUUCAUCGAUAUCGGAAAGUACCGCGUAUUUACUUUCUGUUGUGUAAUUUGAUUUCACGGAAUGAUUUUGUUAUAAAAAAGAAAUUUAAAUAAAUAAACUAAUGGAGAGAUAGAC